Messenger RNA from Dufourea novaeangliae, 1890 nucleotides. RefSeq names its product splicing factor 1-like (gene SF1). Gene Ontology annotation, cellular component: nucleus. The transcript has 9 exons. The coding region runs from base 130 to 1890 and encodes 586 amino acids. The record is from RefSeq and is a predicted model, not a curated record. Gene Ontology annotation, biological process: regulation of mRNA splicing, via spliceosome. Gene Ontology annotation, molecular function: mRNA binding; zinc ion binding. NCBI's taxonomy places the organism in Eukaryota, Metazoa, Arthropoda, Insecta, Hymenoptera, Halictidae.
CGUCAGUCGAACCUCGCCAUUUUUGUUGGUGGUGUAAACUUCUGCACAAUCCUGGGCGAAGAAACAGUGCUGUGCCGGUGAACACGCAGUUACUACGACGUAUUUUACGUCUUUGGCACGAUUUGCGACAUGAAUCAGUCACGGAAUUUCACAUCGUUGUUGAAUCCAAGUUACUUGCAAAACGCGCAACAAAAUGCUGCAACUGCGAACGCGGCCGCCGCCGCAGCUGCAGCAGCCGCCGCAGCUGCCGCGGUGAGCGCCGCGAUUGCGAACGGAACCCAGCUAAACUCCAAUUCCUCCAAUUCUCCGACGAAUAACGUGAGGAAACGCGAAGCGGAGUGCGAUGGUAAGCAGGAAAAAGAGUCAAAAGAGGAACGUAGGAAGAUGUAUCUGCAACGUUUAAUUUUCAGCUGCAGAUUUAGGAAGCUACGUACUGGAGACCUUGGAAUUCCGCUUAACCCUGAGGAAAGAUCACCAUCCCCAGAACCCAUAUACAGUAGUGAUGGUAAACGGUUAAAUACAAGAGAAUAUCGUACUAGACGUAAAUUGGAGGAAGAACGUCACAACCUUAUUCAGAAGAUUCUCAAAAUUAAUCCAGAAUUUAAACCUCCGCCGGACUACAAACCUCCAAUAAUUCGAGUUCAUGACAAAGUAAUGAUUCCCCAAGAAGAACACCCAGACAUUAAUUUUGUUGGUCUUCUUAUUGGUCCACGUGGAAAUACAUUGAAAUCAAUGGAGAAGGAGACUGGAGCAAAGAUUAUAAUUCGUGGUAAAGGUUCAGUAAAAGAGGGAAAAGUUGGAAGGAAAGAUGGUCAACCUCUACCUGGUGAGGAUGAACCUCUGCAUGCGUAUAUUACAGCUAAUAAUCUGGACGCUGUAAAGAAAGCAGUUGAGAGGAUUCACGAAAUCAUACGACAAGGUGUCGAAGUACCUGAAGGACAAAAUGAUUUACGGCGUAAUCAACUUAGGGAAUUGGCUUUAUUGAACGGAACUUUGCGUGAAAAUGAUGGACCACGUUGUACUAAUUGUGGUGCAUCAGAUCAUAAGUCAUGGCUGUGUCCAGACAAACCGAACGUGACAAAUAACAUAGUAUGUUCAAGUUGUGGGGGAGCAGGUCAUAUUGCCCGUGAUUGUCGAUCCAAAAGACCUGGACAGGGUGGACCGGCUGCUGCAGGAAUGGGAGGAAUGGGUCCAGGUGGCGAUAAAGCUAAAAUCGAUGAGGAAUAUAUGUCCCUUAUGGCGGAAUUAGGCGAAGGUCCACCACCUGAUAGAUCCAAAAGUGGGCAACCGCGACAACCGAACCCGAAUCCUAAUUAUCCUGGUCUCUUUGAUAGACAACAAGCUCCUCGGGCAUUAAUGGCGGCACCAGCGCAUCCACCACCACAAAUGAUGCAAGGUGGACCAAUGAUGCCACCACCGGGCAUGGCUCCACCACCAUGGAAUCAAGGAGAAGUGAAUAACAUGAACGGUAUGAACAUGCAGUGGCAACCGCCAGUUAGCAUGCCUCCUCCACCUGGCGUGAUGCAGCCGCCUCCACCACCACCAGGUUCCACGUCUCAACCGAAUAUCCCACCGUUGAUGCCCUGGAUGGCUGGCAAUAAUCAACCACCACCACCUGGGCAAAUGCCUCCGACGCAAAUUCCACCUCCUGGAAUGGGUAUUCCGCCAUGGCAACAGGGACAGCAAGGGCCAAUGCGUCCACCUCCACCUGGAACAGCCCCGCCACCAGGAUUCCCAGGAUGGCAGCCACAACAAAUGGGUGGAUGGCCGCCGGCUGCGCCCGUACCACCUCCCCCUCAACAACAAACGCCAGCGCCACCUGGCAUCGAUCUCAAUACUUUGCCCACAUUAUUGGCGCAACCACCUCCACCGCCGCCGCCAACUAGUUAG